AUGGCCGAACCAUCUGUCUAUCCUCCCAAUUUCACAUCCUUUCUGGACCAAGACCAAAGUUCCCUAUUCUCCGUCCUACCGCCCGAGAUUCGACAUGAAAUUUUCGCCUACGCCCUCGCGAGCUUCGAGGAUACCGACCGCCCGUAUAGUAGGGAGACAUACUGGACACGACCAGGCUAUACGGCCCCCCAUCGUACUUGCACAGAACUUCUCCGAACAUGCAAGCGGAUCUAUCGUGAGGCCUGGUUCCUGCCUUUUGCUAGUGCCGAGCACUCGUUUUAUCUUACUUCCCACGAUCGACAGCCCGACGUACGAUUCUCAUUCCAGGACCAUCUAAAUCUGAUCCACAGUAUCCAUGGCGAGACGAGUAUUGGUCGGAUCAGGAUAUUUGCGCAACUCUGGGCCCUCGAAGAUGGAGUUCGGAUGGAGUAUCUUCUCAAUAUGAGCCACUUCGCCCCCAGAAGCAUCACGCUCACGAUCCGCUACACUGAUUUCUGGUGGUGGGAACGUGAUCAGCCGCUGUCUAUCCAAGCACCAUGGGUCAAUCGAAUUCGGUUGCCGGCGAGUGUCACGCGGUUUGCCAUGGAUUUCGAGAGUAUCGAGCGCCGCAAGGGGGAGAUCGAUUACAUCGCCAACCAGGCGGCCGAGACUUGGUUCUUCCGUCGCAGGGACGGGCAGUUUCUCACGGCGGACAAAGCCGACAUGACCGUGUCGAAGUGGACGGGGAGCUCUAUCCUGGGAAAGCAGCGAUGGCUUCGCGACGAGGUCCGUCCGGGUCAGUUGGACUACCAUGUCGUGACAGUCGUGUGGCGGGUGUCUCCAGGCUUAAAGGAGGAGCCGCUCCCGACGCCGUGCCCGACGGUGCAAGUACCACCUGAUUUUCAACGGCCAACUCCUCCUUCCAGACAUGCCAGCUCUGUGUUGGUCGAUCACUUGCAGGCGGCCCAGAUAGCACCCGACCUGUCGGCGGAGGAAACCUUCGCGGCCCUGCAGGCAUACCACCGCAGACUAAUGGAGGAACGGCUGGCGAUCAGACGGCGCUCGACGAGGCGGCCACGAUCUGUGAGUCGACAGCAGCUGGAUGAGUGA
Messenger RNA from Aspergillus clavatus NRRL 1, 1089 nucleotides. RefSeq lists its product as uncharacterized. NCBI's taxonomy places the organism in Eukaryota, Fungi, Ascomycota, Eurotiomycetes, Eurotiales, Aspergillaceae. Bases 1 to 1089 code for a protein of 362 amino acids. The record is from RefSeq and is a predicted model, not a curated record. The transcript has a single exon.